UUCCCAUGUUUUCCUUGUUUUGUUUAUUUUCCUUUUGUUUGCCACUGCUACCUGCUACCCUGCCACUUGCGGCUCAACUUUUUAUUGUCUGUUCGUAAGCAAGAAUUUAUAAUUUAGGUAAUAAAAAUGGAACCCUGUCUCUUGCAAGAUUUACCAUAUUUGGAAUAUAAGGAGGCUGAAGCUCUGCCACUAGAGAGAUGUGAAAUAAUUGCUCGAUUAGCCAAUUUGAAGAUAUCUUUCCAGCAGUCAAAGACCCCAGGGAAACUGCUCAUUCACGCCCUAGACCGUUCUGGCUUUAGAGUACAACAUUAUAGAGAAUUCCUGACUACAGCUCUCAACACAAAACUAGUCAAAACAUAUUACAAACCUCAUAUAAAGUUUGCCAUCCUUAUAGCAAAUGAUAGAUAUUUUCAUUUAUCCAGGUUGGCAACACCAUCUAUAGACUGUGCCACAUUAGGACACUGUUUGAAAAACUUAGGAUUUAUUGUAGUUACUAUUAAAAAUAGCAGGAGCAUGGAUUUGAUGAGUAUGUUGGAGAAAACAUUUGAAUUAAUACCAGAAAAUUCUUAUGGUUUCAUCUUCUAUGCAGGGCAUGGUUGUGAGAUUUGUAAUACAAAAUGCAUGCUCGGCAUAGAUUGUCCAUCAGAAAACAUGAAGGAAGAACAUUGUAUAACUGAAAAUGCCAUGUUGAAUGCAGUUGUGAAGUGCAAACCCGAGCUUUGUGUGUUAAUCAUGGAUAUGUGCUGCAUUAACUUGGACAGGAUAACAAAUCCAGAGAUCUACACCUCCAUUCUGUAUACACAGCCUACGAAUAUACAUAGAAACCUUCUCAUCGCGUACGCAACUCAACCUUCCGCGGCUGCGUACGAACUUGUCGAAAUAGAGUGCUCUAUGACCAUAGACAAUGACGUCACCUAUGAAAUGAAGACUGGAGACACUGACAGAAUAGUUCCUAAUGCUAGUCAGUAUGUAAACGCACUAUGUAAUAGAUUAGAAGAUGACCUAGAUGUUAGCACUCUAUUGGAUAAAGUUCAUGCAGAUGUAGAGAAAUCCAUGAAGAAACAAAGGCCUAUAAAAGUGCAGUGUGGUACUGAUAAGAGAUCUCUCUAUGACCCGGCCACAGGUGACGCCGGAUCAAUUUUGAAUAAGCUUAAAGAUGUCGAAAAAGACUGGAAAGAAUUUUAUAACGCUUUUUAAUCUAAGUACAGUUUCCUACAUUAAUAAAGCCAAUCAUUGUAAAGUAAAUAAUCGCUUAUAAAGCAAGACAUAUUUUUUCAACUUAAGUUUA
Pectinophora gossypiella (pink bollworm) is the source of this 1288-nucleotide messenger RNA. RefSeq names its product mucosa-associated lymphoid tissue lymphoma translocation protein 1 homolog. Gene Ontology annotation, biological process: proteolysis. The record is from RefSeq and is a predicted model, not a curated record. Bases 127 to 1197 code for a protein of 356 amino acids. NCBI's taxonomy places the organism in Eukaryota, Metazoa, Arthropoda, Insecta, Lepidoptera, Gelechiidae. The transcript is spliced from 6 exons. Gene Ontology annotation, molecular function: cysteine-type endopeptidase activity.